This is a messenger RNA of Naegleria fowleri, 990 nucleotides long. RefSeq lists its product as uncharacterized. Gene Ontology annotation, molecular function: DNA-binding transcription factor activity. The coding region runs from base 1 to 990 and encodes 329 amino acids. The transcript has a single exon. Lineage: Eukaryota; Heterolobosea; Eutetramitea; Acrasida; Naegleriidae. The record is from RefSeq and is a predicted model, not a curated record.
AUGGCAACUACAACCCACUCGUCCUCCUCCAUGACCUCAUCAACACCAACACCUCCACUACCACUACCUCAGAAUACAACAACAAGUACUCAACCACCUCGAAAGAAUGCUCUUCCAUUUCUGAAAGACAUUUCUCCAACGUUGCCAUUCCAUCAAGAAGCAACAACACCAAGGAUACACAAAGGAUUGCCACCACCACCACCAACAACAACACAAUGGAUGCCUUCUUCGUCCUCAUCAUCCUCAUUGAAUCACUCAAGUACCUCAACGAGUCCAUUGGAUGUCUCCUCUCCCACCAUCUAUACAAGUACCAAGGUUGUGAGAAUAUCCUCUCAACAACAACAACAACAACAACAACAACCAAACUCCUCAAUGAUGAUGACAUCCUCUCAUCAGGAGAUGAAUGUAAACAGAAAUAGAAGAUCCUCCUCCAUGUCCUCGACCAUUUCAAGGAGUAGUAACAUGACUACUUCAACCAUGACUUCUGCUGCUGGUUCUUCCAUGAGUGAUACAGAUGUCAUUCCAGGACCUCAAUCAUCCAUAACCAAGAAGAGAAAGACACGGUGUUGCCGAUCCAUUGAUCGAUUGGAAAUUUGCAAAUACUUUUCCAUUAAGGAAGAAGAGGCUGCAAAGGAAAUGAACAUUUCCAAGUCCAAGCUCAAACGUGUCAAGAAAGAGAUGGGUAUUUCGAGAUGGCCCUAUCGAAGACUGGAAGCACUCAACCAAGAACUGAAAGAAGUGAGAGAGUUGAUUCAUGCUUCACAAGAAUCUGAUGUGAAUGGUGGUCAUUGUGCCAAUGCUAGCAGCAGCUCUGAAACGAGCCAAGUGACCAACUUGACACAAUUAUGUCAACAGGAGAAGAUUCUCCAACAAUCGAUUGACUUGAUCUAUCAAAUGCCAAAUAUCAUUGUGAAUCAAAGCAAUGAGAACAUUAAGGAAAUUUGUUUCAAAACCCAACGAAUUUCAUUGAACAAUUUACUCAACCUGUAA